UCUGGCAAGUGUGGCAAAGUGCUUGGGAUGGUGGCCGUGUCCUGGUCAUUGCACGCCUUAUGCUAUCCACCCUUCCAGCUCCUGAAGAGUGAAGGCACCUUAGCGCCUAAUUCUGGAAAUGGGAUAUUGACCCCGAUGAGCUGACGCCCAACUUUGAGUUUGGAAGGAAGAAUCUGGCAAGAUCAAAGCUGCAGGAGAAUGGACAGUGAGGUACAGAGAGAUGGAAGGAUCUUGGAUUUGAUUGACGAUGCUUGGCGAGAAGACAAGCUGCCUUAUGAGGAUGUUGCAAUACCACUGAAUGAGCUUCCUGAACCUGAACAGGACAAUGGCGGCACCACAGAAUCUGUUAAAGAACAAGAAAUGAAGUGGACUGACUUGGCCUUACAGUACCUCCAUGAGAACGUUCCCCCCAUUGGAAACUGACGCCUGGCUCCUUGUUCAUCCACAGAUUUUUUUUAAAUACACAGAUACAAAAUGUUUUCUUUCAGCCUCCUAAUUUGAGUCUUUUAGUGUUAGAUCAACGCUCAAAAAUGUACAACUAAUUUUGUGGCCACAAAAUGCAGUGUGAAAAUACUCAACCCGAACCAGAAGCUGAUUGCGAUUUCUUGGGAUUGCAGAAUAUCUGGCCCUUUGAACCUAAAGUUCUUCAUUGACUAGCUAGUAUUUGAGCAUGAUUGAUUAAACAUUUGCCUUUAA
This is a messenger RNA of Delphinapterus leucas (beluga whale), 696 nucleotides long. The record is from RefSeq and is a predicted model, not a curated record. NCBI's taxonomy places the organism in Eukaryota, Metazoa, Chordata, Mammalia, Artiodactyla, Monodontidae.